Messenger RNA from Balaenoptera acutorostrata (minke whale), 3584 nucleotides. It is a transcript of the gene CCDC51, whose product is annotated as coiled-coil domain containing 51. The record is from RefSeq and is a predicted model, not a curated record. The transcript has 6 exons. Bases 2178 to 3365 code for a protein of 395 amino acids. Lineage: Eukaryota; Metazoa; Chordata; Mammalia; Artiodactyla; Balaenopteridae.
GUGGCUGCAAAAGGAAAAAAAAAAGUCUCAUCCAGGGAAAAAGACAGCUCCAUGGUUGAAGCCCCAGGGGCCUGAUAAGGAUCCUAAUAAGGCCCAGCUCUAUGUACUGGGCAUUUUUUUGGACACAAGCAUGCACAGGGCUUCCCCAGUAUUAUCUAUUCUGGGCAAAAGUAGAAUGAGAAUAAGGCAGGGCACGAGUAAUGGCUGCGCACUGGUCUGGAUCUCAAGUGUGUUGUGUAUUUCAGACGGGCUCACUUAAUCCUCAUCCCCUAUCAACCCAUUUUACAGAUAACAAAGUCUCAGUGUUAGGUGUUGUUCAAAGUUAUAAACUGGUAUGCGACAAAGCCAGGAUUCCAACCUGGGUAGCCUGACUUCCAAGUCCAUACUCUUGCCACGUCACACCACAUCAACUUCUAUAUUAUGAUCCUGGGAUCUGAUUUACUCACUACCUUUAUUUUACCCAAUUUACAAAUGACUGUAUUUGGCACACGGUAGGUAAUUUAACAAACAGUUAUAGAAUUAAGUAUGCCUAAUAUAGAAAUGAAAGUCCUAAAGGGCUAUGACAAAAUAAACCUCAAAAAAAAAAAGUAGAUGAUGCUCAAUAAGAAACAAGUAGUACAGGAUUUCACUAAGGGUUGGCCUUCUCCCCAUACAUAAUCACAGAUUAAGGGAAGGUGCAAGAUACCUCACAUCAUUCCAAAAAGGAAUCUCAAUAUCUAGAAUCUCAGCGCUCUGUGGGUACACAAAAAUGACUCAAACCCACUAGAAUAGAGGUCUUGGGAAACCCUGAAUGACACUCCCACCAUUCCAGCCUUCAUUGUCCCUAGGGUGGCUCAGUGAUCCAAUAGGGUAUAGAUAACUGUUGAGAAAAUAAUCCUAUUUUGAUGAAUGUAAACAGGAUUUAAGAAGCACAAAGUACAAUGACUGACAGGGUUAAAAAAAACUUUUGAUAUGUAAUCAAUUCCUCUUACACAAAGGCAAAAAAAAGGCAGAAUCGUAGAGAAUUAAGUUAAAAAACAUAUAGCACAAUAAUAUGCCAACAGACUUGGACUUUAUCCAUUAGACUAGGCGCAUCCAGCAGUGAAAAGACUCAGGAUGCAAAAGUAUUUUGCUAGUUUUAACAAUACGAUUAGUAAAUUAAGAAAUGUUACAAGCAACAAAGAAGCAGUGAAAUACGAAUUUGGAGCAAGAAGCUGUAGAGGAUAUCUGCAAACUCAACUGUACGAACGUGUGUCUGAGAUAUAUAAAUUUCUUUAUUUCCAUUUCUGCCACUUCCCUAAGCAAGAGAAGCCCAUACUGGGUCUGGCUCCCGCCCCCUCUCCCGCUGCUGCGAAACCAAGCCUGGCUAGGGCCGUCCACUGCAGCGGACACCAGCAACAGAAACCUCGCAACUCACCAACGAGGCAGGACACGGACAUGCUCGGGCCCGUAUCCAGACUGAUGCUCAGGCGUUUGUCCGGCUUGAGCUCUACCCCGCCCUCACUCACCCAGGGGGCCUUUCCCCGCGGCCUUCGCUUUUAGCUCCUCGAGUUUCUUUUGCUCCUCCUUCUGUUUCUGCUUGAAUGCCUUAUCUUCCUACGGAGAGGGAGAGCGGGUUCACUCCCGGCGGAUUUCUCAGACCCUCCGCGCCCGCCCACGCCUCUGCGCCAGCCCUCACCUCGUCCAUCUCCUUGGCUUGCUUCUUGGGCUGCUUCAGGGGCUUCUUCUUGCCACCUGCGUGCGACACGAGCACGCUCAGCCUGGCCCCCGCCGGGUCCCGUCCCUCUCCGCCCCGCCCCACCCCACCCCACCCCAUCGUCCCCGCACACUUACCUUCGCGGCCCGACAUGGCGCCUGCCGCCCCUUCCCCAGACCCUGCCACCGGAUGCGGAGCUUCCCGUCCCACCCCCUGAGCCUAUACCUCCAUGCGGGCCCGCAGAUUGGCUCCUGGUUCGGAAGUUGCGCUCCCGCUGCCGGAAGCGGUCCGGAGGCGGGCACUAAAGGGUCAGGGAUCAACUGAGUGACGGGCGCACCAUUGGGGUUGCGGCUCCGGCGCCAAGCCCACCAGGCACUGAGGAUGCAGCAGUGAACAAAACAGUGCUGGCCCUGGCAGAGCUGCCGUUCUGGAAGCCAAGUCCCUGCUGUCUCCAAGCUUAUGUUCUAGUGAGGGACGAGGCAAUACAUGAAGAAGGCAAUAUAUGUGUCUGAUGGAGAAAAAGAAAGCAGAUCUCCCGAUGACAGGGUGCAGCCCUGUGUUGGCCAUGCGGCACGUCGUGGGUGUGUCUCCCGUACUGGUGCGGAGAGGCCUCCUUGGAAGGGACCUCAUUAUGACCAGGACUCUCUGCAGCCCAGGCCCCAGCCAGCCCAGCGAGAAAAGACCUGAGGAGGUGGCCCUCGGGCUGUACCACCGCCUCACAGCGCUGGGAGGAGCCCUGGGGCACAGCAUUCAGCAACGAGCGUCCUCCAUGGCCAAGACUUGGUGGGACAGAUAUGAAGAGUUUGUUGGACUCAGUGAGGUUCGAGAGGCCCAGGGAAACGUGACUGAGGCAGAGAAAGUGUUCAUGGUGGCUCGAGGGCUUGUCCGGGAGGCUCGGGAGGACUUGGAAGGUCAGCAGGCCAAGCUGAAGGAGGAGGAGAAGAGGCUUCGUAUGACCUAUCUGCGUGCCGAAGACUCCGAGCGAGAGAAGUUCUCCCUCUUCUCUGCAGCUGUGCGGGAAAGUCAUGAGAAGGAGCGCACUCGGGCUGAGAGGACCAAGAACUGGUCCCUCAUUGGGUCAGUCCUGGGGGCCUUGAUUGGUGUGGCUGGCUCCACCUACGUGAACCGUGUGCGGCUACAGGAGCUGAAGGUCUUGCUUCUGGAGGCUCAGAAGGGGCCUGUGAGCCUCCAGGAAGCCAUCCGAGAACAGGCGUCCAGCUACUCCCUCCAGCAGAGGGACCUCCAUGACCUCAUGGCAGACCUGAGGGGCCUGGUGCAAGCUGGGCCUGGGCAGAGCUCUUUGUCCCAGGCAGGUACUUCCCCCACCCGAGACAGAGACACAGAUGUCCUUUCAGCUGCCUUGAAAGAGCAGCUCAGCCAUUCCAGGCAGGUCCAUUCAUGUCUAGAGGGUUUACGAGACCAGCUUGAUGGCCUGGAAGAGACUUUGAGCCAAGUGGCUGGGGUGCUUCAGCUUGCAAAGGCUGCAGCGCACCCAGGCCUGGUGGAGCCGGCAGAUGGGGCCCUGUCUGGGACCUUGCUGGAACAGGGGAGCAUGAUCUUGGGGCUGUCGGACAUGGAGCAGAGGCUAGAAGCCCAGGUCAACAGGAACACCAUCUAUGGCACACUGGUCACCUGCGUGACAUUUGUGGCCAUCCUGCCUGUGCUGUAUAUGCUGUUCAGGACCAGCUAGCCCCUGGACCCACCUCCAGAGGGAGGAGGUAUGGAUGUAGAUUUAAUUAGAGAAUGAAGCAAUGAAGUGAGCCUUCAGGGGUGCACUCAACCUCAGCCUGGGUCUGUGUGGCUCACCAGCAGACAUAACUUUACUUUUUAGGCAACACUCAUUUACAUUAACUAUUGAAAAUUUGUGCUAAUGUCCAAUUAAAAUGUCUUUAAGUUUGUCCUAUUUAAA